AUGGCCGCCGCGCUCAACAUCGACGACAUGAUGAGCCGCCUGCUCAACGUGGGCAUGGCUGGCGGUCGCCUGACGUCCUGCGUCUCUGAAGACGAGCUCCGUUCCCUGUGUGGCAUCGCCAAGAACGUGUUCAUGAACCAGCCGUCGCUGAUCGAGGUCGACCCGCCGAUUCUCAUCUGCGGUGACAUCCAUGGGCAGUAUUCGGAUCUCCUGCGUAUCUUCGACAAGACCGGCUUCCCGCCCGAGACCAAUUUCCUCUUCCUGGGCGACUAUGUGGACCGUGGCCGGCAAAACAUUGAGACGAUCUGCCUCAUGUUCUGCUACAAAAUCAAGUACCCGGAGAGCUUCUUCAUGCUGCGCGGCAACCACGAGUGCCCGGCCAUCAACCGCGUGUACGGCUUCUACGAGGAGUGCAACCGCCGCUACCGCAGUCAGCGCCUGUGGCAGUGCUUCCAGGAUACGUUCAACUGGAUGCCGCUGUGCGGACUUGUCGGUGGCCGGAUCCUGUGCAUGCACGGCGGUCUGUCUCCGCAGAUCCAGAACCUCGACCAGCUGAGGAACCUCAGCCGCCCGUCGGACCCCCCGAACCCCUCGCUCGGAAUCGACCUACUGUGGGCCGACCCCGACAACUGGGUCAAGGGCUGGCAAGCCAACACCCGCGGCGUGUCGUACGUGUUCGGACAGGAUGUCGUCGUCGACUUCUGCGAGCGCAUGAACCUCGACCUCGUCGCCCGUGCCCAUCAAGUCGUCCAGGACGGCUACGAGUUCUUCGCCAACCGCAAGAUGGUCACCAUCUUCUCGGCCCCGCACUACUGCGGCCAAUUCGACAACUCGGCCGCCACGAUGCGGAUCACCGACGAGAUGGUGUGCACCUUCGACGUGUUCCGCCCCACCGCCAAGGCUGUGCGCAUGAUGAACCAGGGA
Mesorhabditis spiculigera is the source of this 924-nucleotide messenger RNA. Lineage: Eukaryota; Metazoa; Nematoda; Chromadorea; Rhabditida; Rhabditidae. The record is from the annotation of a GenBank genome assembly.